Molecule: messenger RNA, 937 nt
Organism: Eucalyptus grandis
Lineage: Eukaryota; Viridiplantae; Streptophyta; Magnoliopsida; Myrtales; Myrtaceae
Product: lectin
Exons: 3
Coding region: 68-772 (234 amino acids)
Source: RefSeq, a predicted model, not a curated record
CUCUCUCUCUCUCUCUCUCUCUCUCUCUCUCCACCCUCAAGAGGAGCAACAUCAGCCACCUCCUGACAUGGAAGCUGAAGCUAAGAUCCAGGAAGAAGCCGAAGAGAAGGGUUCAGAGAAGCCUAAGCAAACAGGGAAGGCGAGAGUAACAAGACCUCCGCACAAUUACGUGGCCAUUGUGAAAGAUUCCGUCGUGCCCAUUCAAAUUUUCCCUCUCGACAAGCUCUGCGAUCAGCUCUACGACGGAGUGGUUCUGCACAAGGAAAAGAGAGAGAGCCUCUCGAGAAAGUACUGGGUCGACAAGAGUCUGAACAAGAAUUGCUUCUUACUGUUCGCGAGGGAGUUUGAAAUAGCAUGGGGCCGCGAGCCCCGGUACUGGGAAUGGAAGCCCCUCAAAGAGUCCGGUAAUGUGGAUGUUGAGGUAGCCGAACUGAGAGGUGUCAGCUGGCUAGAUAUCAGUGGGAAGUUCCGAACGAUCAUCCUCUCUCCGAAUACCCGCUACGAAGUCUCAUUGGUGGCAUUAAUGACCGAGUCAAGUCAAGGUUGGGGCGCUCCCGUGAACAUCGACAUUACUUUUCCGGAUAAGACGAGUUCGGGACGCUUGGAAAGUUUCCAACAUAUUCCCCAAGAAAAGUGGACAAACAUAUUGAUGGGCGAAUUCACAACGUUGUCCGAAAAUAUUGGAGAAAUCGCAUUUCAUAUAUACGAACACAGCCCUAAUUGUAAACAGGGGCUCGUCGUCAAGGGUGUCGCUUUUCAACCCAAGAACUGAAGUUCCUAGAUGAUAACUUGGCGUUUACAAGGGGGAAAAAAGAAAAAAAACAGCCUUAAUUAAUGUAUUGUUGUCACGAUUCAUGUAUGUUUGUAGUUACCAAUAAGUCUGCGUACAUUCUUGUUGCUCAUGUUGUAAGGCAUGUUAGUUCUUGUUUUUUUUUUU